UCGCUUGGCUCCUACUUCACUCAACAGUUGUUUCUAAUCUGAAGAAAUUUUGUAGCCAAUCAACCAUGACAGAGGCUGACAGCAAUUCUGUUGAGACGAUCAACGGUGAUUGUCACGAUUUUCACUCGCUUCUUUCUUCUUCAAACAGGGAUUUCCUCGUACGCAACAACGGUGAUCCGGUUAAAAUUGACAGCUUGAAUGGGAAGAAGCUUGGAUUGUAUUUCUCAGCAUCGUGGUGUGGUCCGUGUCGAAGAUUCACUCCCACUUUAGUGGAGGUGUACUCUGAGCUCUCUCCAAAAGGAGAUUUUGAAAUCAUUUUUGUCUCAGGAGAUCAUGAUGAAGAGUCAUUCAAUGGUUACUUCUCUAAGAUGCCGUGGCUUGCAGUCCCUUUUUCUGAUUCAGAAACCCGGAACCGCUUGGACAAGUUGUUCAAGGUGAUGGGAAUACCUCAUCUUGUGCUCUUGGGUGAAAAUGGUAAAGUCUUGACUGAUGAGGGAGUUGGGAUCAUACGAGAGUAUGGAGUGGAAGGGUACCCUUUCAACCCUGAAAAGAUCCAAGAAUUAAAAGAUUUAGAAGAAAAGGCCAAGACGGAACAGUCCAUAAGAACUAUAUUGGUUUCCCGUUCACGUGACUUUGUAGUUACAUCUGAUGGAAACAAGGUUCCUGUAUCUGAACUUGAGGGGAAGACUGUAGGUUUGUAUUUCUCAAUGUCUUCAUUCAAGGCAUCUGCUGAUUUUACUUCGAAACUUGCUGAAGUUUAUAAGAAAUUGAAAGAAAAGGGGGAGAAUUUUGAGAUUGUUGUGAUAUCACUUGAUGAUGAAGAAGAAUCUUUUAAGGAAAGCUUUGUGGCACCUUGGUUGGCAUUGCCCUUCAAAGACAAGAGCUGUGAGAAAUUGGCUAGGUAUUUUGAGCUCUCGACCCUUCCAACUGUUGUUAUUAUUGGGCCAGAUGGGAAAACUCUCCAUUCUAAUGUUGCUGAAGCUAUCGAAGGACAUGGGAUUCAGGCCUAUCCCUUCUCGCCUGAAAGAUUUGCUGAGCUUGCAGAAAUAGAGAAAGCAAAAGAGGCAGCACAAACUCUGGAAUCAAUUUUGAUUUCAGGAGAUCUGGAUUUUGUCAUUGGGAAAGAUGGGGCUAAGGUCCAGGUGACCGAAUUGGUGGGGAAGACUGUUCUCUUGUACUUCUCAGCACAUUGGUGCCCACCAUGCCGUGGUUUCACACCAAAACUAGUUGAAGCAUACAAGAAGAUCAAAGCCAAGAAUGAAGCGUUUGAAGUGGUUUUUGUUUCUAGCGACAGGGAUCAAGCCUCCUUUGAGGAAUAUUAUUCGGAAAUGCCCUGGCUGGCACUUCCAUUUGGUGACGCUAGGAAGCCAUUAUUGAGUCGCAAAUUCAAGGUCCGAGGCAUCCCUAUGCUUGUAGCCAUCGGACCAACUGGAAAAACUGUUACAAAAGAGACCAGGAAUCUGAUCAUGGCUCAUGGGGCUGAUGCUUAUCCUUUCACUGAGGAGCGUUUGAAGGAGAUUGAGGCACAAUAUGAGGAGAUGGCAAAGAGGUGGCCUGAGAAACUGAAACAUGAAUUGCACAAGGAGCACGAGCUCGUGCUCACUCGUCGUUCUUAUUACAAUUGUGAUGCAUGCGAUGAACAAGGACAAGUCUGGUCAUUCUACUGUGGAGAAUGUGACUUUGAUCUGCAUCCAAAAUGUGCUCUGGAAGAAGAUAAAGGAAGCAAAGCUGACGACGAGGAGGAAGGAACUCCAAAAGAGGGCUGGGUCUGUGAUGGGGAAGUCUGCACUAGAGCUUGAUGAAUUUUGUCCUUUUAGUGAGGUGGUUGUAUGUUUUCAAAUGUGGCAGCAGCAGCAGCAGUCUUAAGUCUAUGCUUUGUUUCUUGGUGGGCUUGGAGAAAGAAAAUAUAAAAAUAAAGCCCGCUGAUAUUGUAGGUAUUACAUUAUAUAUAUAUAUAUAUAUAUAUGUAUUUAUUUCGGGUUGUACCUGCCGAUGCAGCUGUGGUCUUAUCCCCUACUACAUAAUCAAAGCUAUCCUAUGCUUUGUUUCUUGGUGGGCUUGCAGAAAGAAAUAUAAAAAUAAAGCCCUCUGAUAUUGUAGAUAUU
Theobroma umbraticum is the source of this 2105-nucleotide messenger RNA. RefSeq names its product DC1 domain-containing protein. Lineage: Eukaryota; Viridiplantae; Streptophyta; Magnoliopsida; Malvales; Malvaceae. Gene Ontology annotation, molecular function: thioredoxin-disulfide reductase (NADPH) activity. The record is from RefSeq and is a predicted model, not a curated record.